Alosa sapidissima (American shad) is the source of this 14019-nucleotide messenger RNA. RefSeq names its product protein PRRC2C (gene c16h10orf71). NCBI's taxonomy places the organism in Eukaryota, Metazoa, Chordata, Actinopteri, Clupeiformes, Clupeidae. The transcript is spliced from 5 exons. Gene Ontology annotation, biological process: positive regulation of calcineurin-NFAT signaling cascade. The record is from RefSeq and is a predicted model, not a curated record. Bases 343 to 11538 code for a protein of 3731 amino acids. Gene Ontology annotation, cellular component: Z disc.
UGGCUCCGCUCAGCGCUCUCCGCUCCUCUCCGCUCCCAGCAGCAGCGACAGCAGUGGACGCAGCGAGCGCCCAGCCCUCAACCACCAGCACCAUCUUUAGAAAGAGCAUCGUCCAGCUCUCGCUCUAAUGGCCACCGCAGCCUGAGCCCUCUGAGCCUAGAACCCGACCCAGUGCCGGGAGAGGAAGAGCUGGGCAGCUGAGGCAGCGAGAGCCCCUCACACACCAGGAGCCUUAGCCAGCCGGACCGACAGAGACAGCUGCACACACACACACACACACACACACACACACACACAGAGUGCAUGAGUGUGUGUGUGUAUGGGAGUGUGUGAGGGAUCAGGAUGAGCUCAGUGGAGAAGCGCCAUGGCAGUGGUCGCCGUGGCAGCGGGCCGCGUCUGUCGGAUGCCUUCAGUGACUCGUCCAGCUCAGGCAGCUUCCUGGACGACGCCGACCGCGAGGUCAGCAGCCUGACGGAGCGCGCCUUCCGCUCGCUCUGCAUCGGCGACGAGGCCGUCUACAGCGACGCGCACCUUGGCUCCUCCCCCCAUGAGCGACAACGCGCCUUCGCACAAGAGGCCCCCGCCCACUCCGACGCCGCCCCCAAGCAGGCGGCCAAUGAGACGCUGUCGCUCGCCGGCGGGGGGUGGGGCUCGGAGGUGUCCGGAACAUUCCAGGGCUGGCUGGCAGAAUCAACGCUGAUGCAACAGCAGCAGCAGCAGCAGCUGUCGGGCCUUAGCAACGGCUCCACGGAGAUCGCCUGGCAACAGAAGCGUAGCACGUCGCGCGUCUCCUCCCUCAUCAAGGCCUUCGGCGGCGGCGGCGGGGGCGGGGACGCCUUCUACGACCCCAUGACCCCUGAUGCCAUGGCAACCAGGGACAAAUGGCAGGAGGGAGGCGAGGUCUGGGACCGCUCGGCCCUGAUGAGUCUGCACCAUGAGCUGGCCGAGUUCUCCGCCUACCAGCAGGGCUUCCGGACGGCGGACGCGGACCCCAGCGGUUCCGGAAGCUUCCUGCGGACGGCCAAGCUGAAGGCCAGCGGGCGCUUCCACGCGCUCAGCUCGACCAACAUGUUCCUGCACAGCGAGUUCAGCCCGUUCCGCGCCUGGAGCGACUACAAGCGCGUCCUCUCCCGCCAUCACGCUGUCGUCGCCACCGGCGACGUCCCCCGCUGGUACGACUCGCCGCUCUACAAGGAGCUGACCUCCGCCGCGCCCCCGCAGGGGUCACAGGGUCAGAGGUCACAGCGCCGGGCCGCGGAGGACUGGGCUCAGCAGAUGCACGCUCACACGCGCGGCGGCGGAACCACGCAGAAGGCCUGGGCCGUGGAGAAGCGUUGCGAGUCGGAGCUGACCGGCAACGGGGCGCCGUGGAAACGCAUCAGCGGCGGCGCCGUCGGGCCCGUCCUUGGGCGGAGCAAGCUGCCGGGGCUCCGCCCCUCCACCGUCUCCCCGAGCGCCGAGCAUCACAGGCGCCCCAACUCCGCCUUCGUCUCCGCCGCCGCGGCCAGAGGUGCCGAGCCGCCGUACCCGCCCGUCAUGGACGACCCGCUGCCUAGCAACACCACCACCCCGCUGCCUAGCGACUGUGCCACCCCCUUCAGCAUCUCGCAGCUGCUCACGCCCGUGCUGCCCGCCACGCGGCAGGGCACCGACACCUCAGAGGUGCUGCGCGGGGCGGCCCUGUCGCCCCCGACGACGGCGGCGGAGCUGGAUGCGGAUGCGGUGGAGAUGCAGCAGCAGCGCCCCCUGGUGGAGGUGCGGCAGGUGCGCGGGGACAGCUACAAGGCCCGCGCCUCCAGCCUGCUCUUCAACCUCAAGGACAACCGCAAGCGCGUCAAGAGCACCUACAGCCCCACGCGCUUCAGGGGCGCCGAGCUCACUGACCGCAGCCGCCAGCCCUCGCAGAUGGACGCCCCCCACCCCGAGCACCCCCCCCACGCUGACCACCCCCCCCCACCCCGAGUAACCACCACUGAGCUAUCUGCCCCGUCCUCACCCCUGGACCCUGCGGGUGAGGUGCCCGCACCCCUAAAGCCCUCCGUCACCACCGAUCUGCCCCCAAGCCCCCUUCUGCCCAGCACUGAGGAGUUACCCCCCACAAUUGCCCCAGAGGGGGGCAGUGAUCCAGUCCUGCCCCCUCCUGUUGCACAGGGGCGACAGAAAGACUUGGCUGAUACCAACGGCUCUUGUGACUUCUUGGCAGCCGCUGGCAGGGUGCCGGAUUACGGUGACGUCGGAAGGACCCAGGUCAUGGGCACUGCCCAUAAAGAUGCCAACAGGAGCCUCAGUGCCAACCCCGACUCCACCGUGGGCAGGUACGGCUGGGGUUGGCAUCAGACGGGGGGCGCCAGCGGCGUCACCAGUGAGGGCAGCAGGGUGACAGCCCCACACACAGACACACACCCUGCAUACACAGCCCCACACACAGACACACACCCAGGAUACACAGCAGCACACACAGACACACACCCUGCGUACACAGCAGCCGGUCCACAGAGAGAGGCUGAACAAAACUCCCGAGUGCCUCAAAUGAACCAGACACCUGGACAGAAACAGAACAACUCUCAUUCGGAGAGAGUGGCUCCGCCUUCCUCUCAAGGCACAGCCAAUCAGAGCUCUGAAGCCACUCGCUCACACACACUCGACCAGGAGAGAGACCGGAGUGUGAGGAUGCAGGUCGAUAGGAGCGGCUACAAGAACAGGAGCUCGUCCAGACAAGAGCAGAGUCAGGAAUAUAGCUCCGCCCAGAGUAACAAGAGUCAGGAGUAUAGCUCCGCCCAGAGUAACAACAGUCAGGAAUAUAGCUCCGCCCAGAGUAACAAGAGUCAGGAAUAUAGCUCCGCCCAGAGUAACAACAGUCAGGAGUAUAGCUCCGCCCAGAGUAACAAGAGUCAGGAAUAUAGCUCCGCCCAGAGUAACAUAAAGAGUAAGGAGUAUAGCUCCGCCCAGAGUAACAAGACUCAGGAGUAUAGCUCCGCCCAGAGUAUUGCCAGGAGUCAGUAUAGCUCCGCCCAGAAUAUUGCCAGGAGUGAGGAGUACAAUCCUGGCCUGCAGGCUUCUUCGACAGAGCCACUAUACACAGCCAACAGCCGGCUAAACACAAGCAAGCACAUCACAGCCAACAACAAGCUUAAUGUAAACAGCCAACCCAAAGACAACAGCAGUCAGCUGACUGUCAGUCAUCAAAUAACAAAUAACAGCCAGCCAACAAACAACAUCCAGACACCCACCAAGACAGCUCAGGACUUCAACACAGCACAGCAGCAACAGCCAGUGACCAGCAGCCAGACUAUGAAGCAAAGCCUGGCCGUUAAGCAGCCAACAGCCAAUCAGAUCCAGUCUCUGGCUGAUAAGCAGCCAACAGCCAAUCAGAGCCUGGCUCUGGCCAAUAAGCAGCCAACAGUCAAUCAGCAGCUUCCAGUCAAUAAUCAAUCCUCUCUCAGCAAACAGCCAGAAGUUGCCAAGCAGUCAACAGUCACUAAACAGUCAGUAAACAACCAGCAAACAAUAAGUAAGCAGGAAACAGUAACCAACCAGCAACCAGACAAGAGUCAGCCCGUGGUAGCCAAGACACCUGUAGUCAACAAUGCCCAACCUAUAAACAAGCCACCAGGUAUCAACAGCCAAUCUACUACCAGUAGCCUGCAGGGUGUAUAUAGCCAACCUCCAAUCAGUAACCAGCAGGGAGUGAAGAGCCAACCUCCAAUCAGUAACCAGCAGGGAGUGAAGAGCCAGCCUCCAAUCAGCAGCCAGCAGGAAGUGAACAGCCAUUUAACAACCGCAAACCAGGAACCUGCUGUCACUGAACCACAAGUGGCCAUCAGUGAUCAGCACAACAGCAAACAAACACUACUCAGCAGCCCACAACCCAUCAAUGCUAAAGCAGACCCUGCUGAUAAGCACCCUGGGCCGGUGGCCAAGCAGCCACCCAGCAGCAGGACUCAGACUGCAGACCUUGUGCAUGACACCAUGCCUUCUUCCCACACACAGACCUCGCAACUCAACUCCCCACUCACAUCCAAUCAGAAGCAGCCAUACACUCUAUACACAACCAAUCAGAAACAGGUGAAUGCUCCACACACAACCAAUCAGAAUCAACAAUUAAGCACCACUCUUAUGUCCAAGCAGAAUCAACAGGUAAACCCUGUGUUACCAGUCAGUCAGAAAUUGCCAAAUCCUCCAUUCACAAUCAAUCAGAAACAGGCAGGUUAUCCACUCACAACCAAUCAGAAUCAACAGCUGAACCCUCCAUUUUCAACCCCACAAUAUAAACACUUAAACCCUACUCUCACAGCCAAUCAGAAACAGCUAGACCUCACUCAAACAGCCAGUCAGAAACAGACAAACCUUACUCUCACUGCCAAUCAGAAUCAACAGCCACAUCUCACCCCCCCUGCCCCUCCAACCAAUCAGAAUCCACAACCUCCCCAGGAGCUAAUGGCAGGGGAUGUGGAUGAGGCAGGGCGGAGCUUAUCGCAGCCAAACAAAGAAGAGCGUUUCAGCAUCAGUGACAUCCUGUCCAUUCGAGACAAGGAGCUGAUGCGACGUGAGCGUCUGAAGGAGAUUCGUCAAGGCCUGGGAGACGUCACACAGCCAGCCAAUCAGAGAGGCCCUGAGCACACACCUGACAGGAAGGGCGAUGGGAAAGAGAGGUCUGCUGCGAAUGGAGGACUCCCACAAAAAGAAAACGAUACUCUGAGAAACCCUGAGAUGAAGGAGCGGUUUGAACAGGGUGUAAACACUAGGCGAGAGUCUGCUGAAAGAGAAAAGACAAUGGGAAAAACAAUCUCCAUCAAGGAGCGAGCCCAAACCAAACAAGAGCUCCUGACGUCCAAAGUGAAAGCACACGCUCAGAAAGAGAUAUCAGCCCUGAAGGAGAAGGGCUUUAUGACCAGGAAUGCCCCCAAACCGCCCCCUGCAGUAGCCAGGGAGAAAGUGCCUGAACAACCUCCACCUGUGAAGAAGGAAAUCACCGCCGACAAACUCAACCACCUGUUCAAAGAUCUCACAAGGUACGGAGAACCCAAACAACCGGAGGUGGAGGACACGUGGCAGGUCCAGCUGCCUGAGACCCACGUCUUAGAACCGUCAGCUUCAGCAGCGCUGACCAGUGACACGCAGCCAGCACAGCCGCCGCCAGUGGGUGCAACAGUUACCAACGCGCCAGGGGACAUGGCCGUCAACGACCCAGGUCAAGCGCCGGUCCAUCUCGGGUCAAACACCGUGAAGGAUGAACAUUCUCUCAAAGAGAGAGAUGCGGCAGUACCGCGUCCCGCGUCCAAGUCGACAGUUUCCCUUCAGGCUAAACCUGUGGGAGCAGCUCAGACAGGUGUGCAUUCCCGUGAAACUUCGGAGAAACAGGAGACUGGAUCUAUUGCCGAGCAGAGUAGAGAUGUAGAGAAGGCCACCAUGAGUGAGCAGCACCUUGCCCAGAGGGAGCUGAGAGGCAAGCACAACACACCUGCAGCGGAGCUGUCACCGGCACACGAAGAUGAUGCUGUUCACACCAAGGGACAUGAGGGGAAAGAACCAGUAACAAAGGAGAAAGAGCAGACACAGGAAGGGUUGUCUCCUGCUUCAGGACAGAAGGAGAUCUCCAAUGCCAGAGCCAGUGCAGCCAAGGAAAGUACUAAAUCUGGCAUCAAAGGAAGUGAUGGCCAGCCUGAUAAAGAACAGGGUCCACUGAAUGAGAGGAUGCCCUCUGAACCCAAACAUGGGGCAGCAGGUGAACCAGCUGACACCACUAGAAAUGCUAACAAAGCUAUGCUAAUGGGAACAGGUGGCCAAAACAACAAUGAUCAACAGCUGAAAGACACAGCAGCCUCCAAGAAGAACCAGGCUUCUAAAUACACAGGAAACAACGCCAAACAGAAUGAGACACCUUACCAAUCAAAAUCUGGUAUCACAAAAUCCUUGCCCGUACCUGUCCAACCAAAAGCAGAGACUGUGGAAGCUUUACCUUUGACCCUUCAGCAGCAAUGUGCAGAGCAAGAGAGGCCACAAAAAGGAACGGAUCAGAUGUCCAGUCAGAGUGAGUGGAAUGAACCUAAUGUCCAAUCAACACCAGCAGAUCCUGUUGCCCUCAAAGCCCAUUUCCCAGAGAAACCUGAGAUGACCACCAUGGACUCUGUCAAGGUGGAAGAAACCGCUGAUGCUAUCAAAGCAAAUACAGAGGAGACCAGUGAGAGAGCGUCACAGGGAGAGGAUGAUAGGGCAUUCUUCCUGGAGAUCCAGUCAGUUAUCAGCUAUGUGAAACCACCCAGUGUCUGGGCAGAGGAGAGAAGAGACGCACAGCACAGCAAGCCUUAUGAGGGCAGCACUUCUCAAAAGGACAAAUGCCAGGAGGAACCCAAACUAGAACAGCAUAAAGAACAGCAGGAAGAUCACAAGCAAGAACAGCAGAUUGAACGAGAGAAAGAACAGUUGAUAGAAUGCAAGCAAGAAGAAAAGCAAGAACACCAGAAACAACCCAAAGCAGAACAUCAGCGGGAGCAACAGAAAGAACACAAGCAAGUCGAUGAGAACGUACUCGUGCCAAAAGUCGGAGAGAAGAUGAUCGGUGAAGGCGAAAUAGCAGAAAGAAAAAAUGCUGGGCCACAGAUCAUUACGGAGGGGGAGACCCACAAGAAGGAGAACCUUGGUUCUAUGGGAAAGGAGGAGGCUCCAGGGAAGAUGCUGGGAGAUUCUGGAAAUGCUGACUGGAAGGAGAAAGCACUGGUCAGUGGACCAGGCAGAAAAGCAAAUAUGAAACCCAGUGACAACCACAAACCCCAUCUAGAGAACAUGGAGGGCAGUAUAGCCAGUGCUAAGGCUAAGCAGGAUGUAAUAGUGCCCCCUAGAGGUGGCUCUGAGCUCAGCAGGCACUCGGAGGAGAGGAAUGAGUCUGCAGGUUGGAGGAUGAGAGAGGGGGAGGCAACCAUGUGGAACGCAGAAACACACACCAGCAGGCCCACGAAGCAGAGGCAAACACACACUGAACACAGUGGGAGUGCAGUCGGGAACACCACAGGAGAGAGUAGAGAGAAAACACACACCUCAAACUCAACCAAAGGGGACACCUCAGAUCUCAAACCCCCAGCAAACUCAACCAAAGGAGAUGCCUCAGAUCUCCAACCCCCAGCUAACUCAACCAAAGGAGAUGCCUCAGAUCUCAAACCCCCAGCAAACUUAACCAAAGGAGAUGCCUCAGACCUCAAACCGCCAGCAAACUCAACCAAAGGAGAUGCCUCAGGUCUCAAACCCUCAGCAAACUCAACCAAAAGGGAAGCCUCAGAUCUCAAACCCCCAGCAAACUCAACCAAAGGGGACGCCUCGGAAUCUAAACCUACUACAGAAUCCAGAAAUUGUCCAACAACCAGAGAUGCCUCUCAGUCUAAAUCUGCUGCAGAUAUCACAUAUAGAUCCACUGAAACCGCUGCACCGAUACCUACUGCAGAAACACCCAAGAAGCUUAGAGAUGCCCCUAACCUUAAAUUCACCACAGAUGUUCAAACUGCAACCCAGAAAAUGAGAGGAAAAGCUGACCCUAACCUCAAUGCAGAUGUCAAGACGCAGGAAAAAAGAGGAGACUGUUCUGUAAACCUCAUAGAUGAAACACAGAGAAGAGGAGAAGCUCCUGAAUCUCAAACAACAACACAGGAAACACAGAGAACCAAACAAGAUGCCCAUGGAUUUAAAAACAAUAUUGCAGCCCAGAAAGAUAAACCUCAGAGUAUCUCAUCAGAUGCAUCUGGAUCUGAACCCACAGCGAAGCUCAGGGCCACAACAGGGCAGCAAACAGGCUCAAGGCCUGCCCAGGAGCCCAUAGUGGAGCAGGCAGCACACACACCCACCAGAGAGGAAGCUGGAGAUACCACUGAAUCCCGCACUGGUGUCAAAAGCCCUCCCGACCACAGGAACACCAACAUAGACCUGCAGAGACGCCCGACAGAGAGACGAGAGGAGACUAAACCCAACAAGCCAGCGGGGAGCAAUAUGAACACCCCUGCCAAGCCACUGGGGAAAGAUACAGAGAGACGAGAGAAGACUAAACCCAACAAGCCAGCGGGGAGAGAUACAAAUGCCCUUGCCAUGGCACAGGCAACAAUAAGAAGCUCACUGAAGGACAAUGUAGAUGCCAUGGUGGACGGCUCACAGCCAGGUGGGCAUCCCCCACAGGCAGGAGGGGAUGCUCGUGCAACAGAGAAAGAGAGAGGAGGAAAAGAGAGAGGACAGUCCAUCGAGCGACAGAGAGGAGGGAGGCAGAGAGGACAAAGAGGACAGUCCAAUGACAGGGUAAGAGGAGGGAACGAUAGUGGAGAGGCCACUCAAAAAGAGAGAGGACCGAGAGAGAGAGGCCAGAGAGGACAGUCCACUGACAGAGAGAGAGGAGGAAACGAGAGAGUAGAGACCACUCAGAAAGAGAAAGGCCAGAGAGGACAGUCCACCGACAGAGUGAGAGGAGGAAAAGAGAGAGGAGGGACAGAGCGAGGCCAGACAGGACAGUCCACUGAGAGCGGAGAGACCACUCAGAGUGAGAGAGGAGCGAGAGAGAGAGGACAGUCUGUGGAUCAACAGAGAGGAGCGAGAGAGAGAGGACAGUCUGUGGAUCAACAGAGAGGAGCGAGAGAGAGAGGACAGUCUGUGGAUCAACAAAGAGGAGGGAAAGACAGAAGAAGGGGAGAGGAGAAGCAGUCUCCUUCAUGGGCGACCACAGAAACGGGCAGGAAGGAGAGGGAGAGUCAUUCCGGAGAGGUACAGGCUGCAGAGGACUCAAACUCCCACAAUGCUUUGCGCAGCGCAGAGAGUGGGAAGCCAUCAGUUAAGACCCUCAAAACACAGCCUGCAGAGGACUCAAACUCCCACAAUGCCUUGUCCUGUGCAGAGAGCAGGAAGCCGUCAGUUAAGACCCCCGAAACACAGCCUGCAGAGGACACUCCCCUACUGGGCUCUAAAGACUCCGCCCCUAUGACACGCCCCGCCCCCAAUCAACCCCACAUACACAUCCCCACACACACUCAGCCCACACACACCCCUCAGCCAACACACACCCCUCAGCCAACACACACCCCUCAGCCUGGCUCCAGCGACUCCAGCUUUCAGAGACACCCUGACACUGGUUCAGAGGGACCCGCCCCACAGAAGGAGCUGCCCAAUCCAGGGGAGCAGAACCGAGCCAAGCCCGCUCCCAAGCCCGCCCCCAAGCCUGCCCCUAAACCCGUCCCCAGACCCGCCUCCAGACCGGAGAUUUCCGCCUUGGCAGACUAUGCCCGCCUCAGGGUUCUCCCGCAGCAGAACAGCGACGUCACAGCUGACGACACCCUGUUCCCCAUCGCGCACCUCAGCCAACACAUUGCUGUUUCCAUGGGGACGACCACAGAGCUGUCUCUCGAGGCUGCGGCCUCUGCUGACAGAGCCAAGCGAGAGGCUGAGGCCAACAUGGCGCGUGUGAUGAGAUACCGUGAGAGAGAGAAGCACGCCGCCACCCGAGCACCAGAUCCGCCCAGCAUCAGACGUGAGAACCGCACAGAACGCAGCAACACAGAACGCAUCAACGCGGAACGCAGCAACGCGGAACGCAACAAUGUGGAACGCAGCAACACAACGGAACGCAACAAUGCGGAACGCAACAACACAGAACGCAGGUACACGGAACGCAGCAAGGCUGCUUCCACUGCAGAUCAGCAUGAGCAAAUCAGACAGAGCGAUUUGAGUGGGACGUUGCUCCGACAGCACGGCAAUCAGUUGGGUCCCCAGCACGGCCCAAUCACUGCCCUCACGCAACCAGCGCAGGUCAAAGGUCGUCGCCGUGGAACCUCUCUGCCCCGAGAAGCCAUUCGAGACCGGUCCAGUGAGAGGGAGUUCUAUCACCAGGCUACCCAGCAACGUGGCCGACCUGGUGUUCCCAAGAGGGGAGGGGCCAAUGAUGAGGGGGUGGUGCCAGAGAGAGGUGUGGGCGUGGUAUGUGAUCCAGGGGUGGGGCAGGAGGCGGAGCCACUGCAGUAUUACUCAGUCAGUUCUCUGGAGCCAGAAUCCAAACCAGCGCCAGUUCCACACCAGCACACGACAACACCCACACACAAACCAGCACCAGACAAUCGGGCACCACCCCAAGGGCAUACACACACACACACACAACAACCCGGCCCUGAGCACCCGGCAACCCCUAAACACACCCCACAGCAUGCAGGACGAGAGACUGGACCACCUGCCAUAAGUGGCAGUGAGAACGGCUUUCCCCAGGAUCACCCAACUACUGGGAGAGAUGAGGAUGGCUUUACCCAGCAUGCACUGCCUGCCACAGGAAGAGGACAACCCCAGGUGGACCACGGGAAGGCACAGGUCAUUAUGACUCCGCGGUCCAACCCUUCCUCUCCUGCGCUCGGGAAGCCUACCAUGUUCAAUGUGAAAGACAACACCUUCAGGGUCUCCUCGGUAACCAAAACCGUGAAGCCACUCUUCCACCGCAGCGUGGCCGAGAGCUUCCGAGCAUGGUCACCGCGGGAGACAGGGGCCGAGAGGGCAGAGGACCUCCAAUAUCCCCCCGCCGACCCCCACUUCACCCCCAGCAACGUCCCCCACUCUGACCACUUGGCCGCAGCCGCACUGCACCACCUCUCCCGCGCCAGAGACGCCCUUUCCCAUGAUGCCCUGCCCUUGGCUGAGUCACCAGCUCCGCGGGAGUAUAUGGGGCGGUUCCGGCGGAGCCUGGCGCUGGAUGAUGACGACACUCGUUCACUGGUGAGCGUCCUGUCGGAGGACGUGGACGGGCUGUCCGAGGUGGAGCGCCCCGAGUCGGCCUGCAGCAUGAGCAGCGAGCGGUCUGGGCGACCCCCCGCCGUGCCCCCCAAGUCGGAGAAGGCCCUCCGCCGCGCCAAGCGCUUGACCACGCGCCGCCUCAAGAAGACCGAGGCCAAGCCGGUAGCCAGCGUCCCAUCCUCACCCACCAACGUGGUCAGCGCGCCUCAGCAGCUGGCGCACCCAGCACACACUCAUGCCCACUACCACCUCAGCACCGGGUAUGCUCCCACGGCAACGGAGGUGGUCAGCCCGUCAUACCCAGUUGCCCAGCGACGGCUGCUGCAGGACCCUAACUCUGGUCAGUACUUCAUGGUGGAUGUGCCGCUGCCCGUGAAGACCAAGACCUUCUUCGACCCCCAGACGGGGAAGUACGUGCGCCUGUCAGUGCGCCAGUCACCAGAGGGGGCGCUGUCCCCGCCGCGCUACAUGCUGUACCCGGGGUACGUGCCCGUGCCAGUGUCUUCGCUGCCCACCGCCCGCUCCAGCUCGCAGAUGUCCGCCCCCGCCACCCUCAUGCAGGAACAGGACAUCCCAGAGCCCUCAGGCGCCCCCUGGGGGCUGGAGGUGGAACAGCAGCACUACAGCAGGGAGAAUCAGGGGCAGGACCGGGGCAGAGGGCGUGGUGGCUACAGGACGCAGGAGGAACCGCAGGAGGACGCUCCGCUUUACACGACGCAGCGAGAGGGCAGCAGCUCACAACGCCACCUCAACAUCAUCCCCAUGAGCGAGCUGGAGGACUUCGCCAUGGAAAGUAUGUGAUGUCACGACGCCACCUCAACAUCAUCCCCAUGAGCGAGCUGGAGGACUUCGCCAUGGAAAGUAUGUGAUGUCACGACGCCACCUCAACAUCAUCCCCAUGAGCGAGCUGGAGGACUUCGCCAUGGAAAGUAUGUGAUGUCACGACACCAUGGAGAGUGCGUGACGUUUGCAGGAUCACAAGCAUGUGUAUCAACUGGAGUGUGCGAAGAAGGAAGCCUAGACUGAUACCCCUGCUCUUCUACAGCUGGCUGAUCAUUGUGAACUGAUCAGUGUGGACUGAUUUUUUCUGAGCUGUUCUCUCCGGAUGAACGCUGCAGUUGUCUUAUAUAAAGCUGAUGUAAGCUCUAUACUCUACAAGCUGAUCUAUCUCAACUGAACUCAGUGCACUGUUCGCUGGGAACUGAUCUCUAUGAUCUUGUCAUGCUUUAAACUGAUCUUGAUAAAAACUGUUCCCUGUGCACUGAUCUCUAUGGCUUUUGGGCGGAUCUUUGUGCGAACCGCAGCCAGGUGUGGACAUCCCCUGACCCAGAUGGGAUACUUCAGACAGCUGUUGGACGCGAGAGUGGACGGGUCAUUCUAGAGUAAUCCCAAUGGAGUCCAAACUCCUAAGACUGAUCGCGGUGCGAGGCUGUGCAUCUCCCUCUCACUAGGCUGCUCUGUGUGUGUGUGUGUGUGUGAGCCUCAUGUAUAGCUUUGCUGCUCUGUGUGUGUGUGUGUGUGAGCCUCAUGUAUAGCUUUGCUGCUCUUUGUGUGCGAUGUCUGUCCGUCACAGUUAAACAUCUGAGUUAAUGUGUUUCACUGCUGAUGUUGAUUCUGAGAGGUAUGAGUGCUCUCUGAUGGAGCACCAGGAGAAGCUGAAAACAUCACCCAAGACAUGACCUUGCUGACCUUUAUGCUGUUGAGGCUAUUCAUGUCAUUUGUAACCAUAAUGCAGUGAAGUUGAUAUUAUAUUUGUGCAUACUGCUCAGUGUUUUAGGCAUUCUACUGCACUUUUUAAACAUGCUCUUGUCAUUUAACGUGUGAAGGAAAAGCUCCUGACACUCACAGGAGUGAAUCAGGACGCCCUCUCACUGUGUCUUCAUACUGUUCUCUUAGAUGUAAACAACACAAAGGACACCCCACCCCUGUAGAGUUGCCAUCUGGAAUCUCUACAGUCAGUGGUGCUUACUAACGACUGUUAUAGAGAGAACUGCCAAUCAUUCCAUUUUUCAGAGUGUGUUUUGGAGUGUGUUGGGAGUGUGUUAGGAGUGUGUUAUGAGUGUUCUUAUAGUCAACGCCUUAAGAAAAAUGAAACAUUUUAAAUGAUGCUAAGCUUCUCAGGUGUCUGCUGAGUUUGAGACAGUGCUCCUUCCUCAUAUGGAUACCUGGUGCGGAAUGGCGCACACACAAACACCAUGGCGUAGGGGAGAGGUCCUCACACACACACACACACACACACACACACACACACACACACACACACACACACACACACUGUGGCCAGUUGGUUACAGAGGGGAGGCAUGGAGUGGAGCGGAGUUGAGUGUGUUUACUGUGAAGCAGAGUUUGUAGGUUCCUAGGGCUUGUGUGAAAUGUAUCCACCUAGGACCAGAUAGGGUUGUGUGUGUGUGUGUGUGUGUGUGUGUGUGUACACAGAUGAAUGUGUUGGAAAGAAAAGCCAUGAUAUCUUAUAUGAUAUCUUAUAUGAGCCAUGAUAUUUUAUCUAUAAAAUACUGCAACAUGGCUACGCCACUGCACUGUGUGUGUGUGUGUGUGUGUGUGUGUGUGUGUGUGUGUGUGUGUGUACACAGAUGAACAUGGCUACGUCACUGCAGACCCCUUAGAAGGAGCCUUGUACCAUAAGCCUUUGAAAUUAAGAUUAAAUUAGAAUUUUCAAAUAACAAAAUACGUCUGUGUUUUGAUUUCCUUCCCAGUUCACAUGAAUGAGCCGUGCCGGUCAGAGUCCGGCCUUUUGUGUGUGUGUGUGUGUGUGUGUGUGUGUCUUUAACUUGCCUGUUCGUUUUCUCUGUCUGGGUCUCAGACUCCAGACAGGCGAUGUUUCCUUGCUCUAUGGCAGCCUCUAGUGGUUGAUUGUGGUACUACACCACACAGCAGCUGCACUGUUGCAGGGAUACUCCUCUGUAUACACUCCCCACUACAUAAAGCCCAGAGACAAAUGUCUUAUUGCUAGACUAUGAGUAGAAAAAACAAAGUUUGUGUUAUGUUUGACUGGAGUACAUAUAACAGAAAGUGCAUUAUAAUAGAAAGUGUUUGAAUAAGAGUUGGUGUUACAGUUUUUCUUGAUCGCUUUAAUGCUUGUCAACUCUGACAUCACGUCUUCAAAACAAUUAACACGCAGGUCUAAACAAAAGCACUCUGACCAAAAUGCCACAUUUUGCUUGCAAAAGGCUCUUACUCUCUCAAAACAUUUAAAACACGCAGCAAAAGUAAAUUUGCCUUCAAACCUGGGCCCACUUCCCCGAAAGCAUCUUAAGCCUAAGA